Diorhabda carinulata is the source of this 1223-nucleotide messenger RNA. RefSeq names its product prion-like-(Q/N-rich) domain-bearing protein 25. The record is from RefSeq and is a predicted model, not a curated record. NCBI's taxonomy places the organism in Eukaryota, Metazoa, Arthropoda, Insecta, Coleoptera, Chrysomelidae. The transcript has 6 exons. Bases 62 to 1018 code for a protein of 318 amino acids.
AUUGAAUCGAUUUCUCAAACUGGGCAUUAUUUUGCUUAGUAUACCAUCUAAAAAUCAAAAAAUGUUUCACGCAGUUUUGAUCAAAGUUUUCAUAAUAAUCUUGAUGGUAGUUAAUCUUGUGACACCAUCCAUUUCAUCAAAAUUUGAAUUCAUGGGAAUCAUGCCGUGUGCCACUGAUGAUGAUUGUUCAAUUUUUCAAAAUUCUACAUGUGAAAAACCCACAUGCGUUUGUAAUGGAAGGAAACUGUGCCAAAUACAAAUCAAUAAAAUUGUUACAAAAAUUGGCGAGACUUGUGAAACUUCGAACGAUUGUAAUAUAGAUGCAGCUGAAUGUCGCCAAUACAGAUGCGAAUGCAAAGACGGAUAUGUUCAGUCUACCGAUAACAAAAAGUGUUUAAUAGUAUCGGAAGGCAUUAAUAGCGGCUGUGAAGAUAGCUCACAAUGUUAUCACAAAGUACCUGAUAGCGUGUGUAGAAACAAUAAAUGUAUUUGUGAAGGAAAGCAUGAGUUUCAAGGACUGUGUUACAAAUCUGUAGGUCUUGGUGAAGCAUGCGAAUCCGAUCCAGAGUGUUCGAUUAUUCAAUUCUCCAAAUGUCUUGAUUCAGUAUGUACAUGCGAUGCUGGUUACGUCGCAUCUAAAAAUGAAUCUCUCUGUCUAAAAGUAGUUAAGGGAAACAACAGUAGUUGUAUAGAUAAUGCUCAAUGUACAGCUACGUUAGGAGAAUAUUCACACUGCAUUGAAGGAGAAUGCAGGUGUAAAGAAUUAUAUCACUACAAGGAUAGAAUUAAUAAAUGUAUAGAAGAUCGCCUUCUUGGUGACGUAUGCACCGUUCAUUCUGAUUGCCACGAUCCUUAUCCAGAAAAACAUGAUCGCCUAGAGUGUGUUGCUGGAGUUUGUGCAUGUAGAUCGUUUUUAAGAGAACACGGUGGAAUAUGUAUUGAUGAUUCUGAAAAUGGAAGUUCAAGAGUAUCGAUAGUAUUUUUUUAUUUAGUAAUGUGCCUAGUCAAUUUUUUGUAGUGGAUUAUUGAAUAAUCAAUAUUUUAUCAAAAUACUAUUUUAUAUUGUUAAAUUAUUCGAGAUUUCUGUUAACUGGAAUAGCCUUUGUGCUUGUCCUUUGAAAUUUUAAAUUAAAUCAAAUACUCACUUAUGAAAAAAAGUUUGAGAUAUUUAUAUAAUUUUAUGUAUUGUAUAUAAAUAACCAAAUAUAACUUAUUAUAUAAUC